CCACACUGCAAAGAAUCUGUUGUACUUUUUUGUUUACACUCUAUAAUUCUUGAUAAUCGUAAUAAUAACAAUGAGUGCACCACGAAAAAACACAAACUACUUUUCGCCCUACUCUCAGCAUGUGGGUCAAUAUCCUUCUCAGACAUCGGACUACAGGACACAGCACACUGGCGGCCUGCAACAACCGCAUGAAAGAGAACAACAAAACAGGCCACAAGGAACUCCGCAUUUCUAUCAAAGCAGAACGCCGCAGCAACAACAAUGUGGUUUCUACGAGGAUCGACAAAGUUCCCCGCACUUUUAUCGUAAUAAAACACCUUACCAGCAACAAGGCAGAAAUUUUGGGCAACGCGGUGGAAGACGCGGAUUUCAUCAGCAGCAUCAUCAACAGAGGCAAUUUAAUAAUGGAAGGAGUACGAGUACGGACACCUUUUCGCAGUAUUUCCACAGCUCGAUGCUGGAGGAUCCGUGGCAUGAUUUGAUGGAGCGACACAAUGCGAUACACGGCAGUGUCAUCAAUGAGGCGCCAAAGACAAAAGAAACAGUAGAUACUUAG
Messenger RNA from Drosophila albomicans, 556 nucleotides. Its product is annotated as protein argonaute-2. Lineage: Eukaryota; Metazoa; Arthropoda; Insecta; Diptera; Drosophilidae. The transcript has a single exon. The record is from RefSeq and is a predicted model, not a curated record. Bases 71 to 556 code for a protein of 161 amino acids.